Molecule: messenger RNA, 1518 nt
Organism: Miscanthus lutarioriparius
Lineage: Eukaryota; Viridiplantae; Streptophyta; Magnoliopsida; Poales; Poaceae
Source: the annotation of a GenBank genome assembly
AUGUCAACUCCUCCUCCCUUCCAUACAAAUGCUGGAGCUCCGAGAGACUGUGCUGCGCCUCUCUCCAAUCCAAGCAGAAGGAACCCACGGGUUUCAGUUUGCGGCGCCGGCGCCUCCGAUCGGAGCACCGCUGGUAUUAUCCAUUAUUCGUACGACAUACAAGUUGCAGUUGCAGCGCAGCAGAGCUCCAUCCAUCCAUCUAUACAAGAGGUUGCAAGCAGGUAUCUGGGCGCCUCCGGGUCCAGGAAGUGUCUGCUCGCCAUGGACGGCGGCGAGAGACCGGCGACGAGCCACAAGGCUGCCCCUUUCGUCCCGGACGGCGAGCUCGUGGAGCUGCUGUGGCAGGACGGCGCAGUCGUGGCGCAGGCGCACCACCACCACCACCGGCACCCGCUGGUCCAGGCCGGCGCCGGCAAUACGGGCGCCAGCGGCGUCACCGGGGAGCAGGCGCCCGCGCUGCCGUGGCUCCCGUGCAGCGGCGGGGCGCUGGGCGGGGACGUGUACUCGCAGCUCUGGCAGAGCAUCGUGCAGGCCGACGGCCGCAUGGUGGGCGCCGACGCCUCGGGCGUGGGCGUGGCCCGGCCGCCCGCCAAGAGCGGGAACAGCGGCGCCGGGUCCAGCCGGACGGCCGGGGAGGUCGGCUCCAGCUUCUGCGGCAGCAACCUCGUCGCCGCGGCGCUGCACCUGGACGACGACAUCGACGACGUCGGCGUCGCCGCGGUGGCGCUGCCGAUGCAGCUGGACGACCGGGCGGCCGCGGGCGCCGUCGCCGGCGCGUCCACGUCCAUCGGCCGGAACAGCAAUGCGCUGCCCAAGAGGAGCAGGGACGAGUUCGACGAGGACGCCGACUUCGACACCGUCGACGAGACCCCGCCGUCGUCGAGGCGGCCUGCGUCCAACAAGCGCAGGACUCGCGCCGCCGAGGUCCACAACAGGUCGGAGCGGAGGAGAAGGGACCGAAUCAACGAAAAGAUGCGAGCUCUGCAGGAACUCGUGCCUCAAUGCAACAAGACCGACAAAGCGUCGAUACUAGAUGAGGCAAUUGAGUACUUGAAGUCCCUCCAAAUGCAAGUUCAGAUCAUGUGGAUGUCUACUGGGAUGGCGCCGAUGAUGAUCCUGGGUGCUCACCAGUUCAUGCCUCCGAUGACCAUGGGCUUGAAUUCCGCGUGGAUGCCACCACCAGCUGUGCAGUUCCUGAGCCAGAUGCAGAGGGUAACACCACCCUUCAUGAACAACCCGUUGUCGAAUCAGAUGCCUCAGAUCUUACCCCCUCCCCCUCCUACCAAUGCACCCAGUGUAACAGACCAAGCUCAACGGAAUCGCAUGGCCCUGCUGAGAAAUCCCUUCCUUCAUCCUAAUGAUAAUGAUGCACUGUCAACACCGCCACAGGUGCCAAGUUUAUUUGGCUAUGGACCACAGAUGGUACAAGUGAAUGAGAUUCAAGAGCUACUGAGUGGCACUGCAGCGCCGGCUUUGGGGACCGACCUACCAUCAUCCUUUGAUGGAACUGGAACAUAA